UAACUGGCGUUUUCAAUUUUCUUCUCGUCAUUGCUUGCGUUCCCUUCACCAAACCCCCCUCCCCUCUCUCCUGAGCCUCUCUCUCAGAGCUCAGGGUCUCCAUCUCCUACCAUUGCCAAACCCUAAUCCUCCGAUUCGAAUCUCAAUCACGCUCAAUUUUGACCUCACAACCUAGCUCAGCCUCUCAAUUCGUAAUUCACAUCUCCAGUUCACUGAUUUUUUCGGUAGAAAUGUUGUCUAUUUCUUGCUAGGCUUACCUAGAUCAUCAACCCUCUUAGUACCCGAAGUCACUAUUUACCAAAUCUUUAUCUUGUUAUUCGAAAUUGCUUUUAUGGCGAUCAGAGUUACCUUUUCUUUCUCCGGCUACGUUGCCCAAAACCUGGGUGUUCGUGUCGGUAACUGUCGGUAUCUCAACGAAUGUUUUAUCCGGUCACGGAUAUUUGCUUCACCAGCAACAACCACCACAACACACAAUUCUGAUAUUGAACCCCCUGGCCCGAGAACGGGAACAGAUUUUCGUCGCCGAAACCUGAAGAAGAAUUUUAGUAAUUCGGCGGCGAUGUAUAGUACGAUGGCUGGUGAGAUUUUUGGAGAUAAUUGUAAAGGGGGUGCGAUUGCGGUUGGAUUAGUUUCUCUAAUGAAGUCAACGGCUGGGGUUUCUUGUUCUAACAUGGGUGCUUGUGGAAUUUCACCAUUUAAAGCCGUCUCGAUCCUUCCGUUCUUGCAAGGAUCGAGGUGGCUUCCGUGUAAUGAGGCGGUUCUGGGAUCGAGGAGUCCUGAGGUGGAUAGAGGAGGGACAGGGACAGUGAAGUCUGUGGAGAAGGUGAGUGAGAGCAAGAGCAGUACUAGUGUGAGCUUCCAGAUUAAUGGGAAGGAGUUUGAGAGGACAGGAAGUUGGUUUUCAAGGGUUUUUAAUGUUUGCUCGGAGGAUGCCAAGGCUAUGUUUACUGCUGCUACUGUUAGUUUGUUGUUCAGGUCCACCUUGGCCGAGCCUCGAUCCAUUCCUUCAAGUUCUAUGUCUCCUACUUUGGACGUGGGCGACCGUAUUUUAGCAGAGAAGGUUUCAUACGUUUUCAGAAAGCCUGAAGUCUCAGAUAUAGUCAUUUUUAAAGCUCCUCCAAUCUUGCAGGAGUUUGGUUUCAGUUCAGGCGAUGUAUUCAUAAAGCGAAUUGUGGCAAAGGCUGGAGACUAUGUUGAAGUUCGAGAGGGCAAAUUAUAUGUGAAUGGUGUUGUUCAAGAUGAAGAAUUCAUCAAGGAGCCACUUGCUUAUGAGAUGGAAUCAGUGCUUGUCCCUGAAGGUUAUGUCUUUGUGAUGGGGGACAAUCGUAAUAAUAGUUUUGACUCUCACAACUGGGGCCCGCUUCCUAUCAAGAACAUUGUUGGUAGGUCAGUAUUUCGCUACUGGCCUCCCUCCAAAGUAUCCGACACCAUAUACGAUCCACACGUGGCAAAGAAUGCAAUCUCUUAUGAUGGAUCAUCAUCUCAUCCAUCUGUUCGAUUCUUUGUUGAUGACCUAACUGUGGCUUAUGACACAUUCUUUCUUCAAUGCACCAAGCGACCUGCAUGGAUUUCUGCAACUAUUGCUGUGCCCAUUUCAGGGAGUGCAGCAGGAUUUUGGUCAUUUGGAGGCCUAGCAAUCCAGCCUUGCACUGGAGAACCUCCUGGAGUUGAUCAUACAGAUUGCUGGUCAAUAAACAGAGCUUCAUUAUUUCAGAUUUCCGGAUUUCACACGUGUCUAAGUCCAUUAACGUUGAAGAAGAAGGAAAAAAAAAACCCGAUGAGUGGCCUUCGUCGUCGUCGUAUCCCCUCCCCUCUCCUCCCUUUACUCAUCUUCCAAAUUCUACCAUUAACUAUAUCAUUUACUCCUAAUCACCUUAAUGACAACAACACUCAAUUCCUUAAGGACGUUUUGAAGGAGAUAUCGGUGAAGCAAGAUUGGGAUUUGGAGGGAAUUGAGAUUUCGAAGCUGGAAGUGAGUAAAGUUAGGAUUUUUAGUUCUCAAAGAUAUGAGUUUAAGAUCCGAGUUGGUAAAAAUUACAUGCUACUUAAAUUCCCUGAUGAAGUAGAUUCUCGGAAGAAGUUGAGCAAACCAAAAUCAAGUGUUGAUUUUGGAGACUUGAUUAAGGAAUUCGGUUCCAUGCCUGUACUUAACCCUUUGAAACUCCAAGGCCCUUUUGAUUUGUGGGUUAGUGGCCAUGACAAUUUCUCUUUGCUAUUGCCGAUGAAUGCUUCAUAUGGUGGUCUGAAACGAAUAAUAGUGGGAGAAGGAAUCUCUGUAGAAGUGAAAGGAGCUAAAGAGGUCUCUCUUUUUCAAGAUUUUGAUCUUAGUUUGGCUUUGAAUGGAAGUGAUAUUAAUAAUAAUAAGGGGGGAAAUGGUUUCUACCCUUUCGGGGAUUCGAUCUGCCCGCCGUUAUUACCUAUAAGAAUUAUUGGAUCUGCAUCGCUUGUUGCCAACAAGAAUUGGGACCCUGAUGCUGAAAUUGAAACGAGAUUGUUAUCAAAGAAGACUAUCGAGCUGGUAUCUGAUAAGUGUUACGAUAGGAAUGUGUACAAGAUUCGGGCUAGCACCAUGCACUUUUUAAGUUCCAGUAUUGCUAGGCUGGAAGAAGUUUUGAGAAGUUUUCUUGGUGACAGAAUUACUCGAAAUGGAUUGUCGAGCUUUCUUAGAGCAACUGCUAAAGCAUCAACACUGAUUCGUUUUCAAUUAGAACUGGAGAAGAGUUUCGGGAGCAACGAGACUGUUCAAGAAGCGUUGGCAGAGUGGAGAACGAGGCCUACUGUUGAACGGGUUUGGUUUGAAGUAAUAGCAAGAGUUGAGGGUGAGAAGCUAAAACCCGUAAUUGUUAAGAAGGUUAGACCUUUUAUUGCUGUUGAUUCUGCAUCUUGGAGUAAUUUAAUGUCUAAUAUUUCCUUCACAAAUUUCCCAUCUGUUCUUGUACCUCCUGAGGCUCUAACACUGGAUGUGAAAUGGUAGGACAGAACUUUUGUAAAUAGUGUAAUUUUAGAAUGUUUACAUAACAAAGCAACGAGCUGUUAUUUGUGCUUUGCCACUUACUGGACAGUUGCUGUAAUUGAUAAAGGAGCUUCAAUUGAUGAUGUAAAUAGGAUCACCAACGUCCAGUUUUUGCACAAA
Messenger RNA from Populus nigra (black poplar), 3133 nucleotides. RefSeq lists its product as uncharacterized. Gene Ontology annotation, molecular function: serine-type endopeptidase activity. Gene Ontology annotation, cellular component: membrane. The record is from RefSeq and is a predicted model, not a curated record. Lineage: Eukaryota; Viridiplantae; Streptophyta; Magnoliopsida; Malpighiales; Salicaceae. The transcript is spliced from 12 exons. Bases 332 to 2974 code for a protein of 880 amino acids.